UCUAGUGAUGCCGAUGGAGCCAUCCAAAGGGCUGGAAGGUUCAGAGUGGAAAACGGCUCUUCAGAUGAGAAUGCAACUGCUCUGCCAGGCACUUGGCGAAGGACAGACGUGCACUUAGAGAACCCAGAAUACCACACCAGAUGGUAUUUCAAGUAUUUUUUAGGACAAGUCCAUCAGAACUACAUUGGAAAUGAUGCGGAGAAGAGCCCCUUCUUCCUGUCGGUGACCCUCUCUGACCAAAACAAUCAGCGUGUCCCUCAAUACCGUGCAAUCCUUUGGAGGAAAACAGGUACCCAGAAAAUAUGCCUUCCCUACAGCCCCACAAAAACGCUCUCUGUGAAGUCCAUCUUAAGUGCCAUGAAUCUGGACAAAUUCGAGAAAGGCCCCAGGGAAAUUUUUCAUCCUGAGAUACAAAAGGACUUGCUGGUUCUUGAAGAACAAGAGGGCUCUGUGAAUUUCAAGUUUGGGGUUCUUUUUGCCAAAGAUGGGCAGCUCACAGAUGAUGACAUGUUCAGCAAUGAAAUCGGAAGUGACGCUUUUCAAAAAUUUUUAAGUCUCCUGGGUGACACAAUCACUCUCAAGGGCUGGACAGGCUACCGUGGAGGUCUGGACACCAAAAAUGACACCACAGGGAUUCAUUCUGUUUAUACCAUCUAUCAAGGGCAUGAGAUCAUGUUUCAUGUUUCCACCAUGUUGCCAUAUUCCAAAGAGAACAAACAGCAGGUAGAGAGGAAGCGCCACAUUGGAAAUGACAUCGUCACCAUCGUGUUCCAGGAAGGGGAGGAACCUUCUCCUGCCUUCAAGCCUUCCAUGAUCCGCUCCCACUUUACACAUAUUUUUGCCUUAGUGAGGUAUGAUCAGCAAAAGGACAAUUACAGGCUGAAAAUAUUUUCAGAGGAGAGCGUACCACUCUUUGGCCCACCCUUGCCCUCCCCACCAGUGUUUACAGACCACCAGGAAUUCAGGGACUUUUUGCUAGUGAAAUUAAUUAAUGGUGAAAAAGCCACUCUGGAAACCCCAACAUUCGCCCAGAAACGUCGACGAACUCUAGAUAUGUUGAUUCGAUCUUUAUACCAGGAUUUGAUGCCAGAUUUGCAUAAGAACAUGCUUAAUAGACGAUCUUUCAGUGAUGUCUUACCAGAGUCGCCCAAGUCAGCGCGGAAGAAAGAGGAGGCCCGCCAGGCAGAGUUCGUUAGAAUAGGGCAGGCGCUAAAACUGAAAUCCAUCGUGAGAGGGGAUGCUCCAUCAAGCUUGGUGGCAGCGGGGAUCUGUAAAAAAGAGCCUUGGGAGCCCCAGUGUUUCUGCAGUAAUUUCCCUCACGAAGCCGUGUGUGCAGAUCCCUGGGGCCAGGCCUUGCUGGUUUCCACUGAUGCUGGCGUCUUGCUAGUGGAUGAUGACCUUCCAUCAGUGCCAGUGUUUGACAAAACUCUGACCGUGAAGCAGAUGCAUGUGCUGGAGGCGCUGGACCUUCUGAUUUUCAGAGCAGACAAAGGAAAAGACGCCCGCCUCUUUGUCUUCAGGCUCAGCGCUGUGCAGAGGGGCAUCGAGGGCAAGCAGGCCGUGAAGGGCAAAUAUGACUGCAGAGAAAACAAGCUGGAGAAAACCAAAGGCUGCCACUUGUAUGCCACUAACACUCACCAUAGCAGAGAGCUGAGGAUUGUGGUUGCCAUUCGGAAUAAACUGCUUCUGGUCACGAGGAAACAUAGCAAGCCAAGCGGGGUGACCGGCAUGUCACUGUUAUCUCCCCUGUCCGAGUCACCUGUUGAAGAAUUCCAAUACAUCAGGGAGAUCUGUCUGUCCGACUCUCCCUCGGUGAUGACCUUGGUAGAUGGGCCAUCGGAAGAGAGUGACAACCUCAUCUGCGUGGCUUACCGGCACCAAUUCGACGUGGUGAACGAGAGCACGGGGGAGGCCUUCAGGCUGCACCAUGUGGAGGCCAACAGGGUCAGUUGACAGAUAUGGGGGCAAGUGGGAACCUAGAAGGCUAAGAGUUGUGUCUUCUAAUUUUGUCAUGCCGUGAUGAGGAUUUCUUUAAAAUUGUGUAUUAUUUAUCGUGUCAGUAUCAUGCGACGUACUAUUUCGGCUGCACCACCUGAAGCUGCCAUCUUUGUAGGUCCAAGUGGUUCAAUAUAAUAUGAUAUAACUGCCCAUUGCCCUGUUCAGCUUUUCCAGGCCUCCCCGUACCAUUCCACACUUCCCAAUAAAAGAGGAAUGAAGAGUCCAAAAGCUAAAUGUAAAUAACCGAGUAACUGAGAACAUUUGUUUGGUAAUUCAUACUGGAAGGGCCUUUAGAGAGUAAGGUUGCUCUCAGAGGCCCUGCAGACCCACAGCGUGGGGCCUGGGUGGCAGGGGAGGGUACAGCCCACGUCUCCAUCCUCUCAGAGGCCGUUAGGAAAAGAAGAAGGGAUGAAACACCAUUAGGAGAGAGAGAAAAAGCA
Physeter macrocephalus (sperm whale) is the source of this 2438-nucleotide messenger RNA. RefSeq names its product GTPase-activating Rap/Ran-GAP domain-like protein 3. Gene Ontology annotation, biological process: activation of GTPase activity; regulation of small GTPase mediated signal transduction. Bases 358 to 1953 code for a protein of 531 amino acids. Lineage: Eukaryota; Metazoa; Chordata; Mammalia; Artiodactyla; Physeteridae. Gene Ontology annotation, molecular function: GTPase activator activity. The record is from RefSeq and is a predicted model, not a curated record. The transcript is spliced from 20 exons. Gene Ontology annotation, cellular component: cytoplasm.